AUGGAGAUUGCCUUGAAAUGCUGGGGAACAAAGUGGAACUCCUUUGCUUGCCUUCCAGGUGCUCCUUUUCAAAGGUCUCAGCAUCCUCAUGCUACCUCCUGCCGGCACUUCCACCUUGCCCCCCAGCCUCAGAUCUCCGCAGACUUCCCUCUGCCUCACGCCGUCCAGCCUCACCUCGCAGCCGCCCACCAGCACAGCAGCCCGCUUCACUCGUCGCUGCCAACUUUACCUGCCCUGCCAUUCCAGGAUGUGACGGGACCUCCGUUCCUACCUCAAGCCCUUCACCAGCAGUAUCUUCUCCAGCAGCGGCUCCUCGAGGCUCAACACCGCAGGUUCAUAUCCCAUCCCAGGCGGACUCAGGAGCACAUGUCUGUCCAACCUCAUCGGUUACAUCCAAGCUUUGAAUUUGGCCAUCAACUGCAGACUCCCAGGCCUGUGGGGCCCCAACCUAGAUAUUUAGCUGAAGGAACAGACUGGGACCUCAGUGUUGACGCCAGCCUCAGUCACAACCAGUUCCAGGUCAGGCCAGUUCCUCAACACUAUCAGCAUUAUUUGGCUCCGCAAAGAAUGCAUCAUUUCCCCCAGAAUACAUCCUCAACACAGAUGGUUGUCCACGAAAUUAGAAAUUACCCUCAGUUUCAGCUACUUGCUCUUCAGGGACUGAAUCCAAACAGGCACACAUCUGCUGUGAGAGAAAGUCAUGAGGAGUUGUUGCAACUAGAAGAUCGACUGGGAAGUGUGAGUAGAGGAGCUGUGCAAAACACCAUUGAACGGUUCACUUUCCCGCACAAAUACAAGAAGCGAUGGCCGCAGGAAGACAAAGCAGAAAAGGAAGAAGGUGAAGAGUCAGAUACUGAUGAGAAAUGCACAAUCUGUCUCUCAAUGCUUGAAGACGGCGAGGAUGUGAGGCGUUUACCUUGUAUGCAUCUCUUUCAUCAAGUGUGUGUCGACCAGUGGCUGGCAACCAGUAAGAAAUGCCCAAUCUGCCGAGUGGACAUUGAAACACAACUUGGAUCUGACAGCUGAAAUGAACCGCCAUGGGGGAUGACCCCGCUCUCUUUUCGUGGUCCUUACCGGGCCAUACGGCCCUUCGCAGCAAAACGUUUUGCCUUCUGAGCCAUGUGACUUUUUUGAAGAAAGCCUGCAAGCACAUCCACAGAUUAUUUAAUUAAAAAAAAAAAAAAGAGGAGGAGAAGAAGAGGAAGAAGAAGGUGAUGAUGAUUUGAUGGUUAAAAUAUCUAGACAUAGGAAGGGAUCCAAGCUUCUGCGUGGGCUGACAUGCACGGGAACACGGCUUGAACGCCCAGCGGAAAGAGAUAGUUGUGAAAAUGAAGGUACAUAGUAUUCUAGUGCUGGCCUUCCAAUCCUGCUUCUGAAAAGGGUUGUAUAUAUAUACCUCUUGAAUAAGUAGAAAUGCAUUAGGGAUUCCUUAGCUAUUUCUUAUGGGGGCUGGCAGAGCAUGUGCGCUUAAGAAAUGUUGUCUUUUGAUGCCCCGUUAUCUUGUGAUGGAAAUGUCGCUGUUACGUAAUCUGCACCAAACAUUGCAUUGGGGUUUUGCUUUUUUGUUUCGUUUUGGUUUUUUAGUUUUGUUUUACUUUGUUUUUUGACACGGUCCUUGAGUUCGGGGUUUGGCUGAAGCAUGGUAAGAAGAAGAUAUAUUUCCCUCUCACAAAAGAGGGUAUAUUCUUUCUUUCUUUUGGUGAGAAGAGGAAAAUGGUAUUGUUUUCAUUCCGAAGUCAUUCCCCCAACCUUCCCUGAGCAGCAUUUACUAAUGCGGAAUCAAG
Messenger RNA from Python bivittatus (Burmese python), 1784 nucleotides. The record is from RefSeq and is a predicted model, not a curated record. NCBI's taxonomy places the organism in Eukaryota, Metazoa, Chordata, Lepidosauria, Squamata, Pythonidae.